GGGGAAGGAAAGCUUGUCACUGUAAGACAAGACAACCGCAUGUAUCCAGUCUCACUCCAACGAGGGCAGCAGAGGAGACACCAUGAACGGGCUGAGAAGAUUUAGUCGCAAAACUGAAGGAAGGGCGGUCGUGUAUCGAGUGAAGCACCAGUACAAUCCCACGAACCAAGAUGAGCUCCGACUGGGAAUCGGAGAUGAGAUCACCGACAUCAAAGACGUCGGGAACGGCUGGGUGGUCGGAUACAACAAGACCACGGGGAACACUGGACUAUGUCCGAAAGAUUACCUGCAGAAAGGAAUCGCCGGAAGAGGCCAGAGUAGAGUUGACCGAUUCAGAAAUAGAGUAUCGACUAUCUACGUGAACUUGACACAGCAAAAUGCUUCAGGAAGUUACGAUUUUCACAUUCCUCCGCCUCCUACAGAUGUCCUUUCACCAGAAAACACAAAAGAAGACUCCAAGACGAAUUCUAAAAACUAUAUCUUGCCUAACACCCACACCCAUGGUCAAAAGUGCACUCGAGCAGUAAUUGGUAUAUUGGUGGGCUUGUUUCUUGGAUGCGUGAUGUUUGCAGCUCUUUCUCUUGCCUAUCGCUACUCCUUUGUAGAAAGUGCAGCAAUAUCAGGGGGUAUAACUCUGGUGAUGUGCGUCUUCCUGGUUAUCUCCCCUCAUGCCCGCUGCGUGGCAGCACUGAUGUCAGUGAGCGUGUUUACAGGUCAAGGUCGCACUGCCUUCCUUUCUCUGAUACCAGGGCUUCUCCUCGCCGGACCAGUGACGAACAUGCACAGGAACUUCAAUGAGGCAGCAACAUCUGUAGCAUGUAUAGCGGAAGUGGUCCUCAAUCAAAGUCUAGCUCUUCAUCAUCAGCUACUUGAACCAAUUGCUAAGCAACAGAGGAGCCUAGAUGAAGCGGCGGAAGUGGUUGAGAGGAAAACAUCCGCUGUCAGAUUGGCCUUGACAUCUUUCAGGUCGGAAAUCAAGGAUAUUGAAGAGACUGUAGUCGAUCCAAACUCGUCAAAGGGCUGUGCUGGUCAACUGCAGUUCAUGCACACAGACUGUGAGAGCGCGGUACAGGACUCCAUCGAGGUGUGCAAGGCCUCGGCAGGAACGCGGGCUCGACGCAACAGCGGCACACCAACGGGGCCCUACAACGACCCCAACUACGGCCAGGGGCAGCCCAAGCCAUUGCCAUUGAGCUUCGGGAGAAGAAAAUGCGACGCUUCACUGUGUGACUCUGUGAAGUCAAAGCCCAUCUGUGACCCACUAAAGGAAUCCAGUAUCUGCAAGUGGGCUAAUGACACCGUGAUCAAGUCUAGUGCCAGGACAGUCACAGAACGGUAUGACGAGAUGGACGAGCUCCUGAGUUUCAGCAUCAACAGCUCAAGCGUCAUUGACGUCAGGGGCAACAUCUCCAGCGACCCUAUCCAAAGAGUCCGGGAGCUGAAGAAGAGACUACAAGAACAGCUAGACCUUGUUGUCUUCAUCUUCAAAAUCCUCAACCGGAUCCUCGCCAUCUUCCUCCUCUCGACCUUCAUCAAAGCAUGCCUCUAUGUCAGGCGCUAUCUUCGCUACCUGAAAUUUGACAACAUCUAUCUUCGAGAUCAAAUUAAAUAUCUGGACAAGCAUAUUCGGGCUGAGGACAAAAGUAAAGCUCUUUUCCCACUGAAAGAUGUAGAGAAGAAGAAAUACAUUGAUUCGACUUCCAUGAAACUUUCCCGAUCUGAAUCUCUAACAUGGAUGAUGGGAUUUACCCAGGUGAUCCUGCACAUCUUUUUAUCCGCUAUGGUGAUUCUUGUUGAUUAUGGCUUGUAUUAUGUCCUCACAAUCCUUCAGAGAAACGGAGAUGUGGAUUUUCUCGUCACGGGUGGAGUGUGGUUACAGGUUAAUGUUAGCGGGUCCGGGCCUUUCGCUGACAUCUUUCGAACUGUUGUUGAAGGGAUCAGUGUUUCGAAAUCCUUUGAGGAUGUUCUGAACUUUAAAAGAUGUCUACCUUCUCCCACUGAGCAGCCGAGGAAGAUUCUCUACUUGAUUAUCUCCCUUUAUUCCCUGGUGUUGGUCUUCGUCCUCCUUCAAGCUUAUGGGCUGAGACUAAGACACAAAAUGGUGGCGUUCUUUUUUCCCGAGCGAGAGGCGGAACGAAUUCACUAUUUGUACAGACACAUUCUCAACAAGAGAAGACUCCGGGCUGCAGAGUCCAGGAAACUGAAUCUUCUGAAGGACCAGUGGAGUGUCAUUGGUUCAGAACAUUCCAACGAAAAGACUUCAACCUGUUGAAAAGCAGAUUUAUACUCAAGAACACUCAUACCGUAGUUGCUUAGUUGUUUGGUUCAGAACAUUCCAACGAAAAGACUUCAACCUGUUGAAAAGCAGAUUUAUACUCAAGAACACUCAUACCGUAGUUGCUUUUCCAUCAAUCUAAUGUACAAAUGGCUUUUACUCCGAAAGCUUGCAAAACACUUUGUAGUCAGUGAGAACGCAUCUUCCCGAGACAAGUGUAUCCACCAGCUUUCUAUGCUGGAAACAAGUCUUUGAUAAAAAGGCUAGUGGUCGCUCUUGCCUCGAGGUGAGACUUUGGAGUGUCUUGGGUUCUUGGGUUUGGAAUAUAUCUAGCAUGUAGCAAUGGAUCGUUACAUUGCCCUUCGUGGGACACUGUCCUAUGUUCCUGGCUGCUAAAAGCUACAAUAAACAAGUCAUAACUUAAGAUUAUAUACCCCAGCACACCUAUUACAUCUAGUGAUCUCUGAGAAAUAUGGUCCUUAGGGCGAACUAAAAAGAAAUGAAAGAAUUGUUGCAUCUAGGAUUGUUUUAAAGGAUGACAAGAGUUACUUCCCUUCCCAUAUUGAUAUUCUUUUGGAGAUUUGUAUUACUAUCAACAGACUGGACGAGAAGUGAAAAUACCCUCAAUAUAAUAUUUAUCAUCUUCAAAUUUAUGAAAUUUUAGUUCCCCAACCAAGGAAUACAGAACCGAAAUGAUGAAGUUAAUAAAAUACGGAAAAUAC
Messenger RNA from Haliotis rufescens (red abalone), 2997 nucleotides. RefSeq names its product protein sneaky-like. NCBI's taxonomy places the organism in Eukaryota, Metazoa, Mollusca, Gastropoda, Lepetellida, Haliotidae. Gene Ontology annotation, molecular function: protein binding. The record is from RefSeq and is a predicted model, not a curated record. The coding region runs from base 83 to 2272 and encodes 729 amino acids. The transcript has 6 exons. Gene Ontology annotation, cellular component: membrane.